Aspergillus alliaceus is the source of this 536-nucleotide messenger RNA. RefSeq lists its product as uncharacterized. NCBI's taxonomy places the organism in Eukaryota, Fungi, Ascomycota, Eurotiomycetes, Eurotiales, Aspergillaceae. The record is from RefSeq and is a predicted model, not a curated record. Bases 139 to 453 code for a protein of 104 amino acids. The transcript has a single exon.
AAGUAAUGGAUGGCGUUAUGAACGAGGCUGUGAUCGGCCUCAAGGCCCACUGGGAACGAUCAUCAUGUACUCGAUUAUCUUCGACGGAAUCGGUAGAACGCUGGACUAGCUGGAUUGCGUCGCCCUGAGAGCACCUCGAUGAUCCCGACGGGGUCUCAUCAGAAAGCGCAUCCUGAAUCCGAGAAUGGAGAGAAUAGUGUGGGUCGUUUGCCUGUCUUGCUUUCGUCUGGAUGUGAUCGGGUGCGGAUCGCUUUUCCGCCUUCUGCCUGGAACGUUUCGGGCGAUCAUCCUUCCACCGAAUCUUCUGCGGCAGUGCGUUCCCCGACGGUAGCUGUUGGUUCCCAUCCGGUCCAGGGAUCGCACAUCCUUUCAGUUUCCCCCGCGUGGCAACGCCCGGGGAGAAGCGAAACCGUCCCAAGCCAGAGCAUUCGAUUCCUUUCUUCUGGCACUUGAAACAGAUGGGAUGGGCCCCGUCGCAGAUGAUCCGUCGCUUGGUACACUGAAAACAACCUUGAGCAUUCAAAGGUUAGCCAGUC